This is a messenger RNA of Dermochelys coriacea (leatherback sea turtle), 3136 nucleotides long. RefSeq names its product Rho GTPase activating protein 4 (gene ARHGAP4). Gene Ontology annotation, molecular function: protein binding. The transcript has 23 exons. Lineage: Eukaryota; Metazoa; Chordata; Testudines; Dermochelyidae. Gene Ontology annotation, biological process: signal transduction; negative regulation of cell migration. The record is from RefSeq and is a predicted model, not a curated record. The coding region runs from base 158 to 3052 and encodes 964 amino acids. Gene Ontology annotation, cellular component: cytoplasm.
GGGGCCAGGCGCAUCCGCAGCGUGGGGCACUGAGGGACCCGCUGUUGAGCACCCAGAGGGGGGCGAAGGAUCCUCCCCGCUCCCUUCCCCCCCCCAGCCCGGCUCGGCUCCCGCGCUCGGAUCGGGCCCCCCGCGGGGCCGCCCCCCACGGCGCGGGAUGAGCGCGCUGGGCAAGGCGCGCAAGGAGCGCUGGCCGCAGGCUGAAUAUGAGGCGCAGGCGAAAGAGCUGCGUGGCCAGCUUGGUGAGCAGCAGCGGGGGCGGGAGGCCCAGGCUGAGGCCCGGCUGCAGCUGCUCCAGGACAUGGGCGAGUUCCUGCGGCGAAAGUCCGAGCUGGAGCAGGAAUAUUCCCGGGGGCUGGAGAAGCUGUCGGAGAGAUUCACCGCCCGGCUGCGCUGGGCCAAGGAGCACCCCAAGAGAGAGCAGGACCCGCCAUCCCCUCUGCAGUGCUGGCAGCUGGUGCUGAAACAGACCCGCCAGGCCGGCCGGGACCACGGGGCCCUGAGCGAUAUUUAUACGGGGCCCCUGACGCUGCACCUGGCCCAGCUCAGCGACGACCUGGGGCGCCUGGUUAAGAAGAGCCGAGACUUGGAGCAGCAGAUGCAGGACGAGCUGCUGACGAUGAUUUCCGAGCUGCAGAUGGCUAUGAAAACCUACCAGACGCACCACGCAGAGAGCCAGAGCGCCGAGAACAAGCUGCGGGACGCCGAGCGGCAGGAGGAAAAGAGGGGGGCCCGGCAGCCCGCCGAGCCAGGGGGCGCCGGGCAGGACAAGACCGGGCGGCGCGCCUCCCUCCGUAAGGGGGAGCGGCUGGUGGAGAAGCGUCAGGCCCGGUUCCUGGCAGCACAGUUGAAGUGCACGGCGGCGCGGAACGAUUAUCUCCUGCACUUGCGGGCCACCAACGCCGUGAUCAGCAACUACUACCUGCGGGACGUCUCUGACAUCCUCGACUGCUCGGACCUCGGUUUCCAUCUCUCCCUGGGCCGCCUGCUGCGGACGUACCUGGCGGCCGAGGGCCGGGCCCAGAGCUCCUGGCAGGAGGGGCUGGGGGCUCUGGAGGGGGCCAUGCUGGCCCUGGACCCCCCUGGGGACAAGGCCCGGCUGAUGGAGGCCAACCCGGCCGCAUACUGCCCCCCCCUGCGCUUCGAGUACCACCCCCAUGAAGGCGAUGAGGUAUCGGAGGUCCAGGCCGUGGGGUCCCUGUGCCCGGAGUUGCUGCUGCAUCAGCAGGACAUCGAGGCGCGGCUGAAGGACCUGAGCCUGGAGACCGAGGAGGUGAACAAGACACUGCAGGCCACAAUGAGCAGCUUGCGGGAGCUGCUGGGAGCCGAGGAGCCCGAGGUGCUGGAGGCCUUCAGGGGGCCUGGCUCGUCCGAGUCGCUGCGGGGGGCUGGUGCCGAGGGGCGCAGCGGGGCUAAGAGACGGGCCCAGCAGCUGGAGACAGAGACCUUCUAUCUCACGAAGCUGGAGCUGUUCCUGACCCGACGGAGCAUUGGGGCGAAGUUACAGUCGAAGCUGGAGAUGCUGGGCGAGGCCAUCGCGAAGGCGGCCCCUGAGGACGGAGAGGAGCUCAGGGCCCCUCUGCGCGCCUCCCUCCCCCGUGUCCCGGCCGCAUUCGCCUCCUUCCCCACAGACCUGGAGGACUUUGUGCAGAAAUCUGGCCAGGCCAUCCCGCUGGUGGUGGAGAGCUGCAUCCGAUUCAUCAACCUGCACGGUCUCCAGCAUGAGGGGAUCUUUCGGGUGCCGGGGUCACAGAUGCGGGUGACUGAAAUCCAGGAGGCCUUCGAGAGAGGCGAGGACCCCCUGGCGGGCGGCUCCUACCCCCGUGACCUGGACUCGGUGGCCGGGGUCCUGAAGUUGUUUUUUCGGGGGCUGCAGAAGCCCCUGAUUCCGCCGGACGUCGUCCCGGAGCUGCUGGCGAUGGCCCAGCUGGAGUGCCUGUCCGAGCGCAUCUCCCACCUCCGCGCCCUCCUGGCCCGGCUCCCGGGGCCCGUGGUCGUUGUCCUGCGAUAUCUCUUUGCCUUCCUGAACCACGUGUCCCAGUACAGCGAGGAGAACAUGAUGACCCCCUACAACCUGGCUGUCUGCUUCGGGCCCACGCUGGCGGCCACCCCACCCAGCCUGGACCCCGUCUCCACUCAGCCCCACGCCAACGAGGCCGUGAAGUGCCUGAUCCUGCACCCCGAGGCCACCUUCCCCCCCCCCGACCAGCUGCCUGGCCCCCUGUACGAGAAGUGCCUGGCCCCGCCCGACGAGGACAGCGAGAUGCUGCCCCUGGACCCCGCAGCUGAGGAGAGCGAGGGGGAUGGGCCCCCCGAAACAUCGGCCAUGGCCAGCGAGGACGACCCGGAGGCCCCCCCCGAGGCCGUGGCCCGGUUCUCCUACGAGGGGCGCUCGUCCCAGGAGCUCUCGUUCCAGCCCGGGGACCGGAUCCGGCUGCUGGCCAAGGCCUCCCCAGACUGGUGGCGCGGGGAGCUGGGGGGCACCCGCGGCCUGGUGCCCCACAAGUACAUCAGCCUGAUCCCCAGCACCGAGAAAAGCCAGAGUCGCCGAACCUCGGGGUCGGACGGAGACACCGCGUCCCCCCCACCUGAGCCAACAUCAGAAUUAACCAGCAGGCUGCGGGUGAACUCGGAGGGCAGCCGGGGGCGCCAGCGACCCGGUACCAGCCCCAUCCGCAAAGUGGCCUCCCCCUUCAUCGAUUCAGGGCGUCUGCUCUUCCCCCUUAAUUCGUCCCCCUGGGCUUUUGACAGGAUGGAGCGGGGGGCUCUGGGGGUCGGAUCUCCCGGUGGAGGUCGCCUGAAUAGUGGAGAGAAACAAGGAGCACCAGAGAAGCAUAUGGAGAUGGAUAAGGCCGUGACGCGAAACAUGGACUCCGUGUUCAAGGAGCUGCUCAGCAAAAGCGGGGGAAGGCAGGGGGGGCCCGAAGGUGUCCCCGAGACCCCAGAUCCCCCUAGAACCGCCCCAGCCGGGAAGAGGGGCCCUGGCCCCCCCAAACCCGCCUUCGGUCUGCGCAGCAAAGGGCUCUUCAAAGCCUCCGGGAACGGGGAGUAAGCCCCCCCCACUGCUGCCCGACAUCCUCCGGGCCACACCCACCCCCCCAGCCCUUGUGCCCAUGGGGCUCCCCUCUGCAGGGGG